Hypoxylon trugodes is the source of this 1145-nucleotide messenger RNA. RefSeq lists its product as uncharacterized. Lineage: Eukaryota; Fungi; Ascomycota; Sordariomycetes; Xylariales; Hypoxylaceae. Gene Ontology annotation, cellular component: kinetochore; MIS12/MIND type complex. Bases 1 to 705 code for a protein of 234 amino acids. The record is from RefSeq and is a predicted model, not a curated record. The transcript is spliced from 2 exons. Gene Ontology annotation, biological process: mitotic sister chromatid segregation.
AUGGGGGACUCGGCGGCGCAUCGAAAGAUUGAGUUGCAGACGCCAGAAGACCUUGCAUUCCUACUCGCGAAUGUGCGACGCGCUGCGGCUGCGCGCUUGGAUGAAGCGUUUCCGCCCGUAGAGGGAGCGGGUAGCGGCGGAGAGGGAGAUGAGUUACGGACGAGGAUUGAAGAGCUUGUUAAUGAAUACAUAACCAAAACAUUCACCUUAGCAGCCCCCAACCUCUCCAUCAACGGUCUUCCCGUGGACGCACAACACUUCCUCUCCGGCAACUCAACAUCUUCCGAUCCCCUACAACCAGAAGAAGUCUACGAACCCUUCGACGCACGCAAGCGCGCCCGCGUCGAGGACCUAACGCGCGAGGAAGAAGAUUUACUCCGGGACAUCGCCGCGCUCAAAAAAUCCGUUCCCCAGACCGCGGCAUCGGCGUGGGCGGACGCUGCGCGGAAGUCCGUGGUUGAAGAUGAACAGGCAUUGGCCGCGGUUAACGAGCGGAUUAACGCCGGUAGUAGUGGUCAAGGGGUAGAAAAUGAGGGAACGCUGCUUGGGGACGUGGGGAAGGGGUUGGAGAGACAAGGGGAUGUCGAGGAGAGCUAUGAGGAUGCGAUUCGUGGGUUGGGUAAGUUGAAGCGUGAGAUGCCGUCCGUGGUGGCGCGCAUGGAGAGGGCGAGGAGUGCUGGGGAGUAUGUUGUUACGGAGCGGUGAGGGGGAAGCAGGAAUCGGUGUACCUUUUGUGAGGUGGUGGGGGAAUAAAGGGGGAGGCAUGGAAAUGAUAGUCCCUGGUUGUUGCUACGAUCAUUAGGUGGGACUAACCCCCUAUUUAAGAUCGGCGCGAAGGUAUUGGUACGAUAGAGAAAAGGAAUACGAGAUAUGACUCUAUGCUGCAAGCUGGAACAAGUCUCGGAGAUGGUUAUGAGGUUAUUGCGUACAUAAUUGACUAGGCUUUAACAGAAGUACCUAGUUGCUAAGAAAUAGGCUUUAAGGGUAAAGGCCGAGCAUUUACUAAAUUCGAUGUAUCAUGUAGCAAGGUGAUGGAUGGUGCCUCAUAAUGACAUUAGUCAGGUCACUGAGUCCAUCGUGUAAGGCCACGGUUCACUUUUCAUGCAAUGAAAACAUCAGAUCAAAUGCGAUAGCCCGGAAACCGG